AUGGUUAAUGAUACUAGAUUCGCUGGAUAUCACUCUUACAUAAUGAAGAGCUAUGUAGAUUUUGUUGAACAAGCCGGAGGAAGAGUUGUUCCGCUUAUUGUCGGAGAACCUUAAAAUGAGACAUUAGCUAAAUUAGCUAAAGUAAACGGAGUCUUAUUCCCUGGUGGAGAUGGGGAUUAUUUGGAAUAUGGUAGAUUCAUAUUUUAGACACUCAAAGAAUAUAAUGAUAAUGGCACUUAUUAUCCCGUAUGGGGAACUUGUAUGGGCUAUGAAUAUAUAGUAAGCUAUAUUUCAGACAAUGGCUGGAAUGUUUUGGAUGUGUUUGAUUAUGAUACAGGUUCAAUGAGUUUGGAAUUUGUCUAAGACCCUAGACAUACCAAAAUGUAUAAUUGGAUUGGCGAGGAAGCUUUUCUAUUCGAAAAUUACAACAUGACAUAUAAUGCUCAUCACUGGGGAAUGAAUCCAGAGAAAUUCAAAUCUGAUAAAGGGCUUUCUGAGAUUUUCCAUCAUACAGCAAUUAGUUAUAUGCCUGAUGGAAGACCUUUCGUAGCAUCAGUGGAGAGUGACAAAUAUCCUUUCUUUGGAACAUAAUUCCACCCUGAAAAGGCAGCUAGAGUUUAUAGAGAAGAUCUUUACAUUGAUCACUCUUGGCUAUCUAUCAAUUUGAACAAACACUUUGCUGAGUACUUUGUUUACUAAACCAGAUAAAAUCCAAAUAACUAUGGAACCUAUUCUGAAACUCAAAGAGAUAUCAUCUAAAAUUACGACUUAAUAGUCUCUGAUUAAUGGUUCGACACUGUUUAUGUGUUCAAACAAUUCUGA
Messenger RNA from Stylonychia lemnae, 822 nucleotides. The record is from the annotation of a GenBank genome assembly. Lineage: Eukaryota; Ciliophora; Spirotrichea; Sporadotrichida; Oxytrichidae.